AUGGUGACUUAUGUUUCUAAAUUCAUACCAAAUUUAUCUCAAACAACACACAAUUUAAGACAAUUGCUAAAGAAAAAUAUAAUUUGGUAUUGGACAAGGGUACAUGAUGAAGAAUUUAACAAAUUAAAGAAUUUAUUAGUUACAGAACCAGUACUAGCGUACUUUGAUGAAAAAGAGUUAAUCACAUUAUCAGUUGAUAGCUCUAAAUCAGGGAUGGGUGCAGUUAUUUUACAAAAGGAACAACCAAUAAGUCCACAAAGGUAUGAUAAAAUCAAAGAAGGAACACAAAAAGAUACUGAAUUAAUAGAGUUAUUAAAAAUUAUAAAAGAGGGAUGGCCAGAACAAAAAAAAGCUGUAAAUAUAUUAGUUAAACCAUAUUGGUCAGUUCGAGCUGAAAUUACAGAAAUAAAAAGAAUAUUGUAUAAGGGUGAUCAAGUAAUAAUACCAAGUUGUCUUCGUAAGGAAAUACUAAAUAAGUUACACUAUGGACAUAUGGGCAUAAAUAAAACUAUUUUAAAAGCAAGACAAUUAAUAUAUUGGCCAAACAUUAAUAAUCAAAUAAUAGAUGUGAUAAAAAAAUGUUAUACUUGUGAGAAAUUCCAAAACUCGAACAUGAAAGAAACAAUUAUCAACCGAGAAUUACCUAGUAGACCAUGGGAAAUAUUAGCAGCAGAUUUUCUUCAUUUUGAUGGAAAAGAAUAUUUAAUAAUAGUGGAUGCUUUUUCCAAAUUUCCAGAAAUAAUUUGUCUCCAAAAUAACACCACUAGUCAAAAUGUAAUAAAAAAUUUCAAAGCAAUAUUAGCAAGAAAUGGAAUACCAGAUAUUUUAUACACUGAUAACGGACCUCAGUUUGUUAAUCAACAAUUUCAAACAUUUUUGCAAGAGUGGGAGAUUAGACACAUAACCACCAGUACUCCUAAUUAUCCACAGUCUAAUGGUCUAAUUGAAAGACAUAUACAAACGAUCAAAAAACUAAUGAAAAAGGCAAAGGAGGAAGGAAAUGAUAUGUAUUUAGUCAUUUUAGAAUAUAGAGCGACACCUUUGGACAAAUCAGUGCCUUCUCCAGCUGAAAUUCUAUUCAAUAGAAAAAUAAAAACUUUGAUACCUAUUUCUGAAAAUCUUUUAAAUAAUAACCCUAAAAACGAAUUAUACAAGAACCACUAUAGAAAUACUCAAAUUAUUCAGAAUACUUUCUACAACAAAAAAUCAAAAGAUCUUUAUCACCUGAAGAAGGGAGAAAGAGUAGUCGUUCAACAAAAAGAUAAAACUUGGAAACCGGGAAGAAUAGUAGAAGUAGAUAAGAACCGUCCAAGAUCAUACAAAAUAACCUAUGAUGGAAAAGCAGAUGUCUAUGAUAGAAAUCGUAAAUUCUUAAAGCAAUUUAAAGAUAACAAGCCGUAUAUAGAUAGGGAAGUUUAUGACAACGUUUUUGAACAUUAUUACAAUCUUAAUAAACCUUUGAUUACUAACAAUAACAAUCCUGUCAUUAACAAUAACGAUGUUUCGGAAACUCCUGAUCUAUCUUUACCCAAAAGUACUAAUAAUACCCAAAGUGAAAGUAGACCUGUUCGCAUUCGAAAAACUCCUACUUAUUUGAGCGACUAUGUUAAAUAA
Messenger RNA from Onthophagus taurus, 1614 nucleotides. Lineage: Eukaryota; Metazoa; Arthropoda; Insecta; Coleoptera; Scarabaeidae. The record is from RefSeq and is a predicted model, not a curated record.